UAUGGACGUUCACCGCUUUCUCCUCGCCUCCUUGCUACUGCUUGGACUAGCGGCAGCGAACAUUUACAAUGGACAUCAAGUAUGGCGUUUAAACAACCUCAAUACCGACCACGCAAAGGACAUCCACGCUCUCCUGACGGGUUUGGACUUCGACGUGUGGAGUCAUGGAAGAGAUUGGCUUGAUGUGAGGGUUCCUCCGUCCCUCGCGAGUCCUCUACGGCGUCGCCUGCAGGAGCUCUCUGUCCCUCAUACGGUCUUGAUUGAGGAUGUUCAGAAGAAAAUCGACGAAGAACGCAGGGACUUGGGAAAAUCUCAAGGAAAAACUGGAAUUCAUCUAAGCGAAUAUAAUGAGCUGGAAGUGAUUGAAGGCUACAUGAGCGAGCUUUCCCAGAAGUACGAGUGGGUGAGCCUGAAAUCCAUCGGCAAGACGUACGAAGGUCGUGACCUGUGGGUGAACGUCCUGGCGGUCCCUGGAGAAGCUCCUAAGCCAGCGGUGUGGAUUGACUGCGGCAUCCACGCCAGGGAAUGGAUUACCCAAGCCACCUGUGUCUUCGGUUUAGAAUUUCUGACGACCCAGUACGGUACUGACGAAGCUGCUACGAGUCUUCUAGAUUCCUACGACCUCUACAUUAUGCCAAUGCACAACCCUGAUGGCUAUUACUACACCUGGCAUAAUGACAGACUCUGGAGGAAAAACAGAAUGCAUUACGACGGCGAAAUCUGCACCGGCGUUGACCUGAACCGAAACUGGGACGACGGGCACUGGGGGGGCGAGGGAACAUCUGACAACAGCUGUUCGGAUAUUUACAAGGGACCCGGGCCGUUCUCAGAACUAGAAACGCAGGCAGUGAGGGACUUCACAACCGACCUCAGGAUGAACAAUAACCUGACGGCCUACUUCACCAUCCACUGCUACAGCCAGUUGUGGAUGUACGCCUAUGGGUGGACUGGAGACGCGACGCCCGACGACGAGGCGCUGUACAGGGUCUCCGAAAUUGGCGUAGUGGCACUGAGAUCCGUUCAUGAUACGAGGUACCAGUUUGGUAGCAUCUACAACGCCAUCUACCCCGCCUCCGGCACGUCCAUCGACUGGAGUUACUCCGCGGGUGUCGUUCACACCUACACCCUCGAACUCCGUGACACCGGGAGCAAUGGCUUCCUUCUUCCGCCUACCGAGAUCGUCCCGACUGGGCAGGAGACGUGGGCGGGACUCGUAGCCGCUAUUAUGGCUAUUUAAGUACCUGUUGCUGCAACGUUGCGACUGCUUAGAUCACGGUUUGCUAUCUUGGUCGUCUGGAGCUCAUGGCUAUAUUGUUCUAUCUUUGGCUACUUAAGACACGUUCUGUCAUCUUGGUUAAGUGAGGGCCAUUGCUAUUUACUUGGCUAUUUGUGAUUUUUUUCUCUCUGGGGUCUUAUAGCCGCUAUCUUGAUUGAAUUGAAUUGAAUUAUUUUUUUCUUUUUAUCUUGGGCCUUUCGGCUCAGUGAGAGAAUAGUAAUUAUGAAUGUCCAGAAAAUUUCCUUUUUUUUCUUCUUUUCUUCUGAAAUAAAGUUGCUCAUGAAA
Molecule: messenger RNA, 1561 nt
Organism: Penaeus indicus
Lineage: Eukaryota; Metazoa; Arthropoda; Malacostraca; Decapoda; Penaeidae
Product: carboxypeptidase B-like
Exons: 9
Coding region: 2-1237 (411 amino acids)
Biological process (GO): proteolysis
Molecular function (GO): metallocarboxypeptidase activity; zinc ion binding
Source: RefSeq, a predicted model, not a curated record